GAAGCAGUAUGAGUACCAGCAGACAUCAUUUCACCGAGGCAGACAGGGUGGAGGAGUCGCGUGUAUCUUUGAGGAGCUGUGAAGUCGCAACAGGCAGAAACUGAGUUAUCGGGUCUAGAUGUCUCUCUAAUUACAAAGAUGGUUCAUGAUUGAACUUCGUAACUGUACGUAGUAAAUUUGUACAGUGCUCGUGCAGGUACUUAGAGCUACAGCUACGGUUUUCUUGUCCAUCCUAGAAGAAAAGAUGGCUGACAUACCGUUGGAAGGCAUUGCGGACGAGCAGAAAGUGUAUCUGCGAAAUGCGGUGGGAUCGGCUCUGACAAACGCCCUGGUGGUGGUUGCGAAGGAAAGGUAAAAGUACUUGUUGUUACGAUUGAUUCCUGCUGAAGAUCUGGAAGAUCAUUCUUGCUACCCUCGUUCGUUCUUUUGCAGAAAAAUGAACAUAGGCAUUUCAGGCCCAGCGCACCAUUUUUAUACUCUUCAUCAAUUACCACUAAAGGUAUCUGCAGAGCCAGCUUGGCGCCACAGCAUCCGAGACCAGCUUGCGGGUAAUGGCUGCGCAUUUGCGCGCCAACAAUCCGGAGCGGAGCGACAUCUACCGAGCGAAGAAAAAGGACGAGUACGACGAGUUUGUGCAAUCCUGCACCCUGCGGAAGCGACUAGCCGAGCUGAUUGCGCGAAGGCAGGAUUUGAAACAGAGCUGGAAAGCAGACGAUGAGAAGGAGUACGUGAAGCUCUGCAAGCAAUUUGACUCGCUCAACAAGAACAAAUAAAGCUUUCUGUUGCUCGGACUGCCACCAUAUACAAUGUCAAUGAAUCUUCAGCUGCAGCCAGUCGUGAAACAGCCAUAACGCUUGUGGUAUUUUCUUGAAGUGUUACCGAAAGUAAGAUAAAGAUUCAAAGAAACUGAUCUUUCUACGACGCCGCAGCAAAGAAAAGCAUGCCGC
Messenger RNA from Amoebophrya sp. A120, 947 nucleotides. NCBI's taxonomy places the organism in Eukaryota, Dinophyceae, Syndiniales, Amoebophryaceae. The record is from the annotation of a GenBank genome assembly.